AUCCCUUUGUUUACAUUAUAGAUUACAUCACACCGGUGUCCUUUAAUCUCCACACACCGCAGCUAUAUGGAAAGGUAUUUGGCAUAAGUAUAAAUACACACUGAGGUGGAAUAUUUAACACCUCCACGCUCCCCCCUCCUCCUCCCCCGGCCCAUCAUGGCGGCCCUGAGCGGGACGGGGCCAACCAGAGGAGGGAGGAGCGGCAUGCCGCCAUGACGUCAGCCAGGAAUGAGGGAGUGAAUGUUCCGGGUCAGAAACUGGACGGGAGAGGAAAUUAACUCCGGCAGAGGAGAUCAAACUAAACCCGAAAAGCGUCAGAAUGCCUCGCUGCGCCGCGGUGACACGUCUCCUGUUGUUUUCACGCGGGGUUUACGUGUUUUAAAAGCGGCGGAUGGUCGCCGUGAAGCGACGAAGAAGACGAGAGGAGAAAAAAAAAAAGAAGAAAAAACAGGUGCCUGGAAAAAAAGCUGCAAAGUGAGACAACGGAGGAGAGUUGAACUCAUGUUCUCGGCGACUUGGCGAACAGUGGCUGGCUAGCUAAAGUUAGUUUUUAUUUAUUUAUUUUACGACGGAAGUUUGGCGGUGGUGAGCUUUGCUUCGCGCCUGUGCUUUCAGCGGGUAGUCGGGCCGUCCCGCUGUAGCAAUCUGUUGCAUCCCCCUCCUCCUCCCGCUGCUGCUGCUCCCGGGUGCUGCUUGUUUAUCGCAGGGAUACGAGAUUUAUUCCCACCACCUCCCCCGUGAUGUUUCACUGCAUACCCCUUUGGCGGUGCAACCGCCACGUUGAAGUGAUCGAUAAUCGCCACUGCUCCCUCCUCUAUGUGCCCGACGAGAUUUUUCGCUAUGCGCGGAGUUUGGAGGAGCUGCUGCUGGAUGCCAACCAACUCAAACAACUGCCAGCGGAAUUAUUCCGCCUAGUAAAACUGCGAAAAUUCACUGCAAGUGACAAUGAGAUCCAAGUCAUUCCACCGGAAAUAGCCAACUUUAUCCAGCUGGUAGAACUGGAUGUAUCUCGAAAUGAUAUAUAUGAAAUUCCUGACAGCAUUUCGUACUGUAAAGCCCUCCAAGUGGCAGAUUUCAGUGGAAAUCCAAUAGCAAGGUUACCCGUAAGCUUUCCAGAGCUACGGAACUUGGUGUGCCUUUCCAUCAACGAUAUUUCUCUACAGUGUCUUCCAGACAACUUUGGAAACCUCUCCAAUUUAGUAUCCUUAGAACUAAGAGACAAUAUCCUGACAUUCCUGCCUGAUUCGUUGUCUGAGCUUCACAAACUCGAAGGACUCGACUUGGGCAGUAACGAACUGGUAGAAUUGCCUAAGUCUAUAGGCAAUCUUUCCAAGUUGAAGGAACUGUGGCUUGAUGGAAACCAGUUGAUUGAACUUCCUGCAACAAUCUGCUGCAUCAGAAACCUGAUGUGUCUGGAUGUGUCGGAAAACAAGCUGGAAGGACUUCCUCAGGAGUUGGGAGGCCUUGAGAAUCUCACGGACCUGCUAGUGUCGGAGAACUCCAUUGAAGUUAUUCCUGAAAGCAUUGGAAAACUACAGAAACUUUCUAUACUCAAAGUUGACCAGAACAGACUAAGUUGUCUUCCGGAGAGCAUUGGCAGUUGUGAAAGUCUUACAGAACUCAUCCUCACAGAAAACCAAAUAAAGAGUUUGCCUCGGAGCAUCGGGAAGCUGAAGAAACUGUUGAACCUAAACUGUGACAGAAACCAGCUAACGUCGUUACCUAAGGAGAUCGGAGGCUGCUGCCGUCUGAAUGUCUUCUGCGUGCGGGAUAACAGACUGACCAGGAUACCUGCAGAGCUGUCACAGGCCACGGAGCUGCACGUGCUCGACGUCUCUGGAAACCGACUUGCCCACCUGCCGCUGUCCCUGACCACGCUCCAGCUCAAGGCCUUGUGGUUGUCAGAAAACCAGUCGCAGCCACUCCUCUCCUUCCAGACAGAUGAGGACCUUGAGUCAGGAGAGAAAGUGCUCACCUGUGUGCUGCUGCCCCAGCAGCCAUGUGAAUCAGACUAUAAAGAAAAUCUUGCUCGCUUUGAAGGCCUGGACAGCCUGGUUAAUGGGAUGGUAGAUGACUCGUGGGCCAACGCCGUGGAUACCAGCAGGAAAAGCACCAUCCAGUUUGCGGAUGAUGAUGAAGACGAUGACGAAGAGGACGAUAAGGUGAGACCUGCAAUCAUGAAUGAACCAAAUAAAUUGAUAAAAACCAAAAGAAAUAAUUUAAUUAUUUUAUUUGAGUUGAUCAAACUUUACAAGUCUCUGUUUGGCAUUCUAUUAACCUUCUGGUUGCAGGAAAAACAUCACUUCUUGUCACUGAAAUUACAUUUUCAGCAGCAGGUGGUGUCUUCUGACUCUCUGCGAGACUGUAGGAAACCUCACGAAUCCUUCAAGCCCAGCUGCCAAAACUGGGCCGCUCCAGGCUGUAGCUGGGUGGCAACAAAAGGCUGUCCUCAAGGGAAGCCUCCAGCGUUUCCUCCCAGCCAGGUAGCAUGUGGUCGUUUCUCCGCCGAGGAAUCUGGACCACCCGAGGAGAGGAAAGCAGGCCUGCAGUCUGAGAGCAAAGCUCCACCUUGUCGAUUUCGCCAUCAAAGACACGAAACUCAAGAGAGCAGGACAUUUUCACAUCCCAGGGCUCUUACUGCAGGGUCUGGUCUCCAUGGAGACCCUAUCUGCCUCACUACAAGGCCAUCAGACGCAGGUUAUGUGAAAUCUGCAGUGACCAAGACGACCCCUCCCCAGGAAUCGUUCAUCUCCCAAGUGCCACUGAAAUUACAGAUCGAGGUGUCCAGCCAGAGGGGCAGUUUGGGCAUCAGUAUUGCAGGUGGAAAUGGCUCUCCGCCUUACAAAGACCAAGAUGAGGACAUUUUCAUUUCCCGGGUAGCUGAAGGGGGGCCGUCGGAGAAGGCAGGAAUCCAUGUUGGAGAUAGAUUGCUGGAGGUCAACGGUCUAAGCAUGCAGGGGGCCACUCACCAAGAGGCCGUCAGCGCCCUCAGGAAUGCUGGGAGCUGCAUUAAAAUGAAAGUUCUCAGAGAGAGGCUGCCUCCCCUGGAGGUGACUGACCUGGACAUGCCUCAGCAUCCUUCAGACGCGGCAGAGCAGCUGCUGGACGGCGCAGGGUGUCCGUCCAGGAAGACUCAGGCAGUCAUUUGCAACGGCCAUGUUACUUCUGACUCUCAGCAGGAUCUUCAUAGGAUCUGCAGGUCUGAAAAAGACACGGAGGUUUCAAAUCAAAACUCAUUUCCACAUGGAAAACACACAAUGACUAUCCCCUGGAUCAUCCUGACUCAUCCUUCUACCUCAGAUGAGGAUGUGGAGCUCCUCACACAGAUCCCCAGCAGAGAAACACGUGGUGACAUUCCCAGUUCUGACAGGAGUGUGUUCUCAGACUGUUUUGACAAAGUCUGAUGGAGCUGAUGGAGAAUGAGGCUACCCUCCUUUUUGUCAGAAAUAAAGCAUCUUUUGUAAUGUCAUUAAAGAUUUUUUUCAAAAUGUUUUUGUGUGUUUUCACUUUGUUGCAGCUAAAAAUGAUUUAUGAAUUUCUCUCAAUAUUGGGAACUGACAUUGCUACGCUAAAAAUAUGACUAGAAUGGUGAAGAAGAGGGAAUCUAACCUUAUAUAGGUAACUUUAUUCCUUCAAGUGUUUGCUUUAAAAGAAAAAAAUCCAACCAUUUCUGGAACUGUCAAUGAGACUUCUACACCAGUUGGCAGGUAUUUUAAUCCAUUCUUUGAUGCCAAAGUGCUGUCAGGUUUGAAGGACGUUUUUUUUUUAUUUUUUAUUUUAUUUUCAUGGGCAGCAGCUCCCUCCCCACACGCUCAACUGGGCUUAGAUGAGAGUUCAUGGAAGGCCAAUUUAUAACAGUGCACUAUUUCGCCUUUGGCCAUUCCUGGGUGCUUUUUGCUGUUUGUGUUUUGGGUUAUUCCCUUCUUUGCUGGUGCGAUCUGACAAGGAUGACCCUGGAAUUGACAUUCAGUGUCUUUGGAGGUUGUUUUUGCCACUUUGGCUACAACUUUGAUUGUCCUUCUCCCUCGAUUUUCCUCUUACAGUCCUUCCUAACAAUAAAAGCAGCCAGAGUCAGUGGAACAUAAAGUCUGAAAUUUAAACAUGUUCAUCAGUGGUUUUACUUUCUAUUAUCUUGAGACAACUCUCUUGUCUUUCUGUGGUCCAGGUGCAGUGUGUGACACUCAAUAACAGACAGAUCAAUGACUGACAAAUAUGAAGACACAAAUGAAAGGACACAUUUGAGCUUGAAGUCACAUUCAAGGCAUUGUUUUUGUCCAGGAAUUUCAUUAAUUCGUUGUUUGAAACAUUUCUAUUGAGGAACAAUUAAAAAAAUGCUUGCUUUUCCAAAAAAAAAAAAAAGUAUUAAAAAUGUAUCAAAA
This is a messenger RNA of Oryzias melastigma (Indian medaka), 4379 nucleotides long. RefSeq names its product leucine rich repeat containing 1 (gene lrrc1). The record is from RefSeq and is a predicted model, not a curated record. The coding region runs from base 741 to 3404 and encodes 887 amino acids. Lineage: Eukaryota; Metazoa; Chordata; Actinopteri; Beloniformes; Adrianichthyidae. Gene Ontology annotation, cellular component: adherens junction; postsynaptic density; postsynaptic membrane. The transcript is spliced from 21 exons. Gene Ontology annotation, biological process: neurotransmitter receptor transport, endosome to postsynaptic membrane; neurotransmitter receptor transport postsynaptic membrane to endosome. Gene Ontology annotation, molecular function: protein binding.